UUGCUUUACGACGCCGCCGCACGACAGUUCCCGGGCUGGGCUGCACCCCUCAAGAUGGCGUCGGGCAGCGGGACAAGAACUUGGAUUUCCGGAGGAAGUGGGACAAGGAUGAGUAUGAGAAGCUGGCAGAGAAACGCCUCACGGAGGAGAGAGAAAAGAAAAGAUGGCAAACCAGCUCAGCCUGUCAAGAGGGAACUUCUGCGGCACCGGGACUACAAAGUGGACCUGGAAUCCAAGCUGGGCAAAACCAUUGUCAUCACCAAAACCACCCCUCAGUCUGAGAUGGGAGGGUAUUACUGCAUGUGUGACUGUGUAGUCAAGGACUCCAUCAACUUCCUGGAUCACAUCAAUGGCAAAAAACACCAGAGAAAUCUGGGAAUGUCCAUGCGGGUGGAACGCUCCACGCUGGACCAGGUGAAGAAACGUUUUGAGGUGAACAAGAAGAAGAUGGAGGAGAAGCAGAAGGAUUAUGACUUUGAGGAGAGGAUGAAGGAGCUCCGUGAGGAGGAGGAGAAGGCCAAAGCCUACAAGAAGGAGAAGCAGAGGGAGAAGAAAAGGAGGGCAGAGGAAGAUCUGACAUUUGAGGAGGAUGAUGAAAUGGCAGCUGUGAUGGGAUUCUCUGGGUUUGGCUCAACCAAAAAGAAUCACUGAGCAGUUCUGGACUCUCCUCUUUCCUGAACCAGAUUUGUUUUUACCCAGGGGACUCUGGAUAGCUCUUAAAAGACUUGAUUGAGGACUUGUAUGUAAAUCUCCCAGUAGAAGUUGGCUGGAGGAGUUGAAAAAGCAAUUCCUUGCUCUACCUGUGCUGCAGAACAAGCCCUGCCUGUCAUUAGCUCCCCAUCUCCUCCUGUGUCCUAGAUCUGGCUGCUCAGCACUGCUCCCUGGCCACCUGCCUUUCUGUGUCAGUAAAAGUGCAGCAGUUCUGCACACUUGGCCUGGUUCAGGAUCCAUUGAGUUGUCAACCUGUGCCAGGGUUCCUCCCUGUGCUGGUCCUCACCCGGGUUGUGCAUUUGGAGGAGAUUCCCUUUCUUUUUGUUUGGGUUUUUUGGAUCAUGUUGCCCGGAGUCGAGCGGUACAACUCGUGCUUGGGGCUGUGUGGAGCCCGGGCCACCCAACCUUUCCUUUGUGUUUUCUCUCCAAGGGAUGUUGUCCUGCUUCUCUUUGUGUUUUGUCCCAUCAUUUUGGUAUCUUUAAGGCUGGGGAGAAAUUCCUCCCCACGGCUGCUCCUAGGACAGAGCAGAUGAAAGGAAGGUGUGUGCAGCUUGCUGGAAAUAAAUGGAUUGUUUUAAUGA
Calypte anna (Anna's hummingbird) is the source of this 1292-nucleotide messenger RNA. RefSeq names its product zinc finger matrin-type 2 (gene ZMAT2). The record is from RefSeq and is a predicted model, not a curated record. NCBI's taxonomy places the organism in Eukaryota, Metazoa, Chordata, Aves, Apodiformes, Trochilidae. Gene Ontology annotation, molecular function: zinc ion binding; nucleic acid binding. Gene Ontology annotation, biological process: mRNA splicing, via spliceosome. Gene Ontology annotation, cellular component: spliceosomal complex; U4/U6 x U5 tri-snRNP complex.